This is a messenger RNA of Uranotaenia lowii, 1809 nucleotides long. RefSeq lists its product as uncharacterized. The transcript has 2 exons. Gene Ontology annotation, biological process: DNA integration. Gene Ontology annotation, molecular function: nucleic acid binding. NCBI's taxonomy places the organism in Eukaryota, Metazoa, Arthropoda, Insecta, Diptera, Culicidae. The record is from RefSeq and is a predicted model, not a curated record. The coding region runs from base 1 to 1809 and encodes 602 amino acids.
AUGAAAGGGAUUGUCUUCCGUUAUUGUAAAGUUCCGGACGCUCGGAGUUCGACGGGCAUCCGGUUCGAAGGACCAUAUGGAAGUACCUUUCGAAUCAGCGGAACGUGUCAGCAGAACGGAUCUCAAGAGGCAUCGACGCUGAAACUAUUCUCGCGUGUGACCUUUGGUGGAAAGGUCCACAGUGGCUGCAAACCGAACAAUCCUCCUGGCCUGUCAAACAGCACAAUCAAUCUUUCGAAACGCACUGAUCCUUCAUUCAUUGAUUUGUUCGUCGAACGAUUCUCAUCGUUCCAACACAUGCUACGGGUAACGGCAUUCUGUUUCCGGUAUAUUUCAAACUGUCGGACUAAAAGGACGAAGCAGCAGAAGUUGUUUGGCACUCUUUCAACGUCGGAAAUUCAAAAUGCAGAGUCAGCACUCAUUCGUCUUGUUCAACAUCAGGAAUUCCCCAACGAAGCAAGUGCUCUUCGUGACUCAAAGCCCAUUCCCGUUAAAUCCCGACUCCGGUGGUUUACUCCUUUCCUAGAUCAAGACGGAGUCAUGCGUGUGGGUGGCAGACUUGAUCGAGCAUCCUUGACAUACGACAGUAGACACCAAAUCCUCCUCCCGUAUCACCAUCGUUUUUCUGCUUUACUUGUCCAAUGCUAUCAUCAAAGAAAUCUUCAUGCGUCACCACAAUUACUCAUCGGACUACUUCGCCUUCGCUAUUGGAUAAUAGGGGCCAGAAAUCUGGCCAAAGUAGUCGUACAUCGCUGCACCAUUUGCUUCCGAGCUCGGCCAAAAUUGGUUGAGCAAUUUAUGGCUGAGCUGCCCAAGGAACGAAUCACAGCCACUCGUCCCUUCACGGUGACGGGGGUUGACUAUUGGGGCCCAAUUAUGCAGAAACAUCCGCAUCGUCGAGCAGCACCCACAAAGGCAUUUGUUGCAGUUUUUAUUUGCUUCUGCACCAAGGCUGUACACAUCGAAUUAGUAUUCGAUUUGACAACAGCCAAGUUUAUACAAGCAUUGCGACGCUUUGUAUCUCGCCGAGGCCCACCGUCGGACAUCUACUCCGAUAACGGACGGAACUUUCUCGGGGCUAAAAACGAGCUCAAUCGACUCAUCCGCCAGACUGAACAUGCGCAGAAGGUUGAACAGGAGUGUGCAGAUUGCCACAUUAGAUGGCACUUCAAUCCGCCCAGAGCAUCCCACUUUGGGGGGCUGUGGGAAUCGGCCAUCAAUUCCGCCCAGAAACACUUUGUCCGCAUCGUUCGCAACCAUUCAUUCUACUUCGACGACAUGCAGACACUCUUGAACCAAAUCGAAUGCUGCCUUAACUCCCGGCCUCUUGUUCCCGUAAGCGAUGAUCCGACUGAUUUUGAGCCACUCACGCCCGGACAUUUCCUCGUUGGGACUUCAUUGAAGGCUGUUCCCGACGAAGAUCUGAGCGAAAUACCAUUCAAUCAUCUGAGGAAGUGGCAACAAGUCCAAAAAUUAUUCCAGGAUCUGUGGCGACGAUGGCACCUGGAAUACUUAACGAAAUUACAAUCACGAAGCAAAUGGGUGCACUCACCUGUAAUUAUCAAAGAAAACCAGCUGGUUCUCUUGAAGGAGGAAAACAUCCCACCAAUGCGUUGGCCGACAGCAAGAGUGAUUCAGACACAUCCUGGCGGAGACGGAAUUGUUCGAGUAGUGACUUUGCGAACACCGAAGGGCUCCUGUACAAGACCGGUGUCAAAAAUCUGCCUGCUGCCGAUUGCAUCAUCGUCGGAGGAAUCAAGUAAAACAACCGGCGAUGAACAACCAACAUCAGACAAGAUUUCCUCUUGA